This is a messenger RNA of Lepisosteus oculatus (spotted gar), 491 nucleotides long. It is a transcript of the gene rpl36a, whose product is annotated as ribosomal protein L36A. Gene Ontology annotation, biological process: translation. NCBI's taxonomy places the organism in Eukaryota, Metazoa, Chordata, Actinopteri, Semionotiformes, Lepisosteidae. Gene Ontology annotation, cellular component: ribosome; cytosolic large ribosomal subunit. Gene Ontology annotation, molecular function: structural constituent of ribosome. The record is from RefSeq and is a predicted model, not a curated record.
ACCGCGCUAUGAACACGAGUAGUAGCUUCCCCCCGACUUUUCAUAUAUGCAUCUGCUUCCGGGGCAGCUCUUCCUCUUCGCUUCUGCAACGGGUUGGCAAUCAUGGUGAACGUGCCGAAAACCCGCAGGACCUACUGCAAAAAGUGCAAGAAGCACCAGCCCCACAAAGUGACCCAGUACAAGAAGGGCAAAGACUCCCUGUACGCCCAGGGUAAGAGAAGAUACGACAGGAAGCAGAGCGGUUAUGGUGGUCAAACGAAGCCUAUAUUCCGUAAAAAGGCUAAAACCACCAAAAAGAUUGUGCUGAGGCUGGAGUGUGUGGAGCCGAAUUGCAGGUCCAAGAGAAUGCUGGCCAUCAAGAGGUGCAAGCACUUCGAGCUGGGAGGAGACAAGAAGAGAAAGGGCCAGGUCAUCCAGUUCUGAGCUACACCUUUUUUUCUUGUUUUUUGGAUAUUGCAGCAUAUCAAUAAAGAAAUUGGUAUGUACCAUGA